Molecule: messenger RNA, 4268 nt
Organism: Caenorhabditis sp. 36 PRJEB53466
Lineage: Eukaryota; Metazoa; Nematoda; Chromadorea; Rhabditida; Rhabditidae
Source: the annotation of a GenBank genome assembly
AUGCAGGUGUGUUCUUUGUUUUGUUCAGCCUUUCUCAAUUAUAUUCUAGAUGCUAUUCAGUAGAUGGCAAAAAGCUCGCAAAGAAGUGAUGGAGUGCGGAAAGAGUCAAAGAAAGGAACUCUCGGUGAUCCCGUCUAAACUCUCUUUCUACUAUUUCUACAACGGAGAACUGUGCAAAGCGGUCGUCUGUCUUCUGGAUUAUGUGGAACUCGUUCAAGAAGACACUCUGGCGAUGGAAGCUGCCAUUCGUUGGAUGAUAUUUCUCGGCGAAACCGAAUUGGCUGAAAAAAAGAUUAAAAAGUGGAAAAUCGACGUCAGCUCAAAAGAAUUAGUCGAGGCGACAAAACUCGGAAUAGGAUACAUUAAAGCGAAGGAAUUGCGAGAGGAAAACAUGAAAAAACUAAUCACUUUGCGAGACAAAGUCCGGCAGGAUAACGUCCGAUCGUUCCCAGGAUACGAACUUUCAUCCUACUUGCAUUGGAUCUGCUCAACUCUGAGCAACGUCCCUGUCACCUGGAAUCUCGAAGGAAUUGAGGUGAAGAGCUCGUUCUUUGCAAAUUCUAUUUUUCUUUUCAGUUCCCAGACCGUCUCUCACAACUUCAAGAGGCAACUGCAAAAGCCGAUGCGAUAAUCAGAAAUCGUGUUCCGGGUCUCGCCACAUAUCAGUUCGACAAUUCGGUCAGCGCGUCCAUUUGGCCGUUCCUCGAAGGAAAACAUCACGGAACCCCGACGGAAUACGGUUUAUUAUCUGCUUUUUUCCUUGGUUACUUCCUUUUUUGCCAUUUCAGUUCAUCUGGGCAGUGCAAUCGCGUGGCACUUUGAAAUGCGUCGAGAGUGGGCACUUGUAAACAUCUCGACGGCACAGGGUCGUGAUUCCGUGUCAGCAAUGAUUUUGAAUCUUCGAACGGCUCUCAAAUCGGUCUCGCUCUUCCGCAUCAUCCAAGCGGCUAAUGGAAUGGCCUACUACACGUCGGUUGUCGGGGAACCAGGAUCCGACGAGAAGCUGAAGAUCAUGAAAGCCUCGUGUCUCAACUUGUGCUCCACUCAGCCGAUCAUUGUGCACUGCAGUACUCCGAUAAAAAACAACGUUCCUUCGAGAGCUCAAACGCCGUGUUUCGGACGGAAAAGUGCGCCGCCCGUGGAGUGCGACACGCUCGUACAAGAAAUCACCGACCAGAUGGCCGAGCUCGAGCUGUAAGCGAAGAGUUCUCCUUCAGUUCACCGUUUUUCGCUUUCAGGAUCAGUGAGCAGCCGUUCCAUCCCAUCACGAGUUCGUGCGAAUGCGCCGUCUGUUUGCAGUAUCAGACGAGCAGCACUUUCGCUGCCGAAUAUCAGUUUGCCUACAGUAUUUACUCGGAUUUUUCCCAGGAAACUAUUAAGCAAUUCAAUGCUGAGUUUAUGAAGAUUCGCGAGAGAGAUAUGAUGUGCCAAGCACUGAUGCAUCGGGAUAGUUCGGUGAGACCGGUAUGUUCAGAAAUACUUGAAAAACAAGAAACGGACUCAAUUUCAGAGACCAAAUGUGAUUCAGAAUGAGGUGUUCGGAUUGUGUGUAAUUCAGUGGCUGAUCCGGAAGAUCGAUGCGAAGAAGCCGGCCGAUGAAGAUAGUCUCGAAAUAUUCAAAAAUGCUCUGAAGAUUGUCAAGUAUCUCCCUGGCCGUCAUGCCGAUCUCUUCCUCGCCGUCGCACAAUUAGGUCGCCAACUAGAAUUCCCGCAAGACUUCAACUACAGCUGGAUGCAGCCUGUUGUCAGAAAACCACUCGUCAAAGUAGGACUUCUGAAUGCGGUACAUCACCUUUGUCUGAUAUGGUAAACCACUUUUCAAAUGCAGGUUGACCUGUUCCGUGCUGUCUCUCCGUUUGGCCGUCGUGAAAAGUCUGCUGCCGAAGAGAGUAAACCUGUCAAUGAGCAGCGAUUCGAAGCUGCCAAACUGGCGAUGCGAGAUGAAAUGCGUCGAUACGGCCAUGUUCUUUAUCGGUGAGAGCAUACCUCUUCCUCCUUCUUUAUGUUUAUUUCUUUAAGAGAAUGGCGUUGCCGGAUGUUCCCGUACAUCGGACGAACUUCAGACAAUCCGUGGGAAGCCGCUUACGCUUGGGCUGAAUCGACGUCGAUCGGAUCCCGAAACGCAGUUCAGUCAAGACUUGAGAGGUGCCGAAAAGGACUGGUCACGAUAUCCGGACCGAAUAGAUUCAAAAAGUGCGUGGAAGCGAUGCCGGACGACAUGACACUGGUGCAAGUAGCGAUGGCCGACAACAAGCAGAUCUACCUGAUCAAGUUGCAUGCGGACCGCGAACCGAUCAUCAUGCCGCUGGCCCAUUUCUCCCAAGCAGUGGAACUCAUGGACAAGUUCACUUUUCUAUUGGAAGAGGACGAGCGAAUUGCGAAGUAUCCGGGUGAAAUGUCUCCGGACGACUUCUGGAAAAAACGAAAGGCUGUUGACAACCGGAUGAUGCUGUUUGUCGAAGAGGUGCAGAAGAACUUCUUGGACGUGGCAGCGAGUCUGCUGAUGCCGUCCGGAAGGCUGGGACCUGCGGCGACCGAACUUGCCGGAAAGCUUCAUAGACUUUCGAAAGGAGGACUCCACUACGGAGAAGCAAAGGUGAGAAAAUUCUAGGUUGCUGGCAAUAUAAAACACUUCUGCAGGAAUUGGUUUACCUUUCCCGCUUGAUGGACCCAAAGUCAUGGGAAAAGCUGUGCCUCCGUUUCUGUGAGAUGCGUACCAAAGAUCCAAAGUUUGCCGAGUACCUGCCGUCAUAUCAUUCGACGUGUCUCGAUACAUUGGACGAGGACAAGAAGAAUAAUAAGUCAGAGCCGGAAUCAAGCAAGAAAUACACGUACCUCGUCAUCUGCCCAGUCAGUGGUUCUGUCUUCCCAUGUGUUAACAUUUCCUUUGUUCCAGCACUUGUCCCAGUUCUGUUGGGAACGUCUCCCGAUCUUCCAUGACUUCCCAUAUGUUGGGCGUCAAGUGUCGAUACAUUCUACUUUCAGUCAACUUGAAGCAAUGAGAAACCAAGAGAAACAGGUUUGUCACCUGAUUGCACCCUCACUCACACAAUUUUCUCAUUCAGAUACCUCUUCAAAUCGAUGUACAGAACGCGUAUUACGUGCUCGAUCCCGAGAACAAUCUCGGAGAAACGAAGCGAAGAAUGCUCGAAUACAUUACCAAGUUCAGCACGUGGCAAGGAACGGUCGGAGCUGCUCCGAAUUCUUCCGAGAUCACAACGGCGCUCGCUAAAUACGAUGCAUUCUUGUAAGUUUUGAGGCGUUUACUCGUGCAAAAUCAGUUUGUCUGCAGCUAUUUCGGACACGGAUCAGGUUCUUCGGUGAUGCCAAGGUCUGUUAUCAAACACUCCACGUGCAAUGCAAUCAGUAUGUUGAUGGGAUGUGGAAGGUAGAUCAUGCGAGUUUGAUCGCUUGGUAUUCGGAGUCAUUUCAGCGUUCGCACUGUUCCACAAGCUCACGGCUUCGACGGAAAGUCUGCACUUCUAGACUACGCAAUGGCAAAGUGUCCUCUGAUUGUCGGCUGCCUCUGGACAGUGACUGACGGAGAAAUCGAUCGGUUCCUGAUGCGAAUGGUCGACGACUGCUUCGAAAAGACGCGAACUGCGACAGGAGUUGACAAGCUGCGUCAGUUGUCCGAAGCCAUGUACGAGGCCCGCUCGAAGGCGAAGCUCAAGUAUUUGACUGGCGCGGCCGUGGUCAUGUACGGUUUGCCUGUUGUCUCCAAACAGAAGGAAGUUUCCAAAAAAGAGAAUCUGCCGAUUGAAGAGGAUCGAGAAUUGGUGGAGAUUGCGACUCCAAAACGGUUAGCACAAACGCCGAAAACGGAGCGUGUUCUGAAGAAAUCACAGCAAACUGAGGUAAUCCCACAGACUUCGAUGCAUGCCGAAUCUGCGUUGAAAUCGGAAAGAAUCAAUGAGGCUGUUCCGAAGACACCAAAGCAAUCAGAACACGUUCUCAAGACAUCAGAGGAAGCGGAAAACAUCCCGAAAACUCCGAAGCAGUCAAAAGUGGCCUCCAAAAUUCAGAAAACCAACGAAGUUAUUCCGAAAACUCCGAGACAAUCCUCUUCGGCGUCGAAACUGCCGAAACAAGUUGAUCUGAAUCCGCGGACGCCACCGUGCCUGGCCGCUCCGAAAACACCGAGAGCCACGACGAGAAGUACUUUGAAGGCGGUCAUUCCGACAGAAGACGAACUGGAGAAAAGCAGCGGAAGAUCGAUGAGAACUCGUUCUUCAGCGAGAACUCCUUCGAGAUCUCGCCAAACUUGA